GGCGUCAUAAGGUUUCCAUUUCCCUAGCAUCUCCAUUUGCCUGUUCUGCAAAAGCUCUUGGGGUUUAAGAGAGGUUCUGCCUUGCCACUAAGACCACAGCCCGCAGAAAGCCCUUUAAUGGCUUUUUCCAGAUUACUACUCUUCAGAACCUCUCUCAGUCCUCUUCCUUGUUUUCUCUCUCUAAAACUACCCAUUCCUUCCAUAUCUUGUGUUAACUUCUCCUCAUGCUCUUCCCCUAGGUAUUUUUCUUCUCCUUUUCUUGGACUUUUGGGAAAUUCACACCAUGUGUUCUUCUGUAAUGGAAAUUAUACUCUGCCCAAGUCGAGUUUCUCUGCAAAGUUACAUAUUGAAAGCUUCGAAAAGGUUGAACAGAGUAUUACAGCAGGGGCUUCACAUCCUUGGCCGGAAUGGGUUGAGUUCACGGAGAUGUUGAGGAGUAGGGGCUAUCUUGAUCAGACUUAUUCGGAUGGAGUAUUAGACGAUGAUGAAGUUCCAAAAGACUUGAAUCGAGUUCAAACUGCCUGCGUGACCUUUGCUCGCGAGCGCUUUGACAUUCUCAAAUCUUUGUCUAAGAAAGAUAUUCAGGCUAUUGUAGAUUGUGGAUGCCCCAAUUUAUUCCGAAAAGCAGUCAAUUCCGCAAAGCGAUUGAGAGCUUUUGUGAAUGUUGAUGAAGGAGAUGUAUGCAGUGCCUGCAAUCUACGGGGAUCCUGUGACAGAGCAUACGUAAAUGCGAAGGAAGAGGAAGGAGCUCGCACUGUUGAUAUUGUGCGCAUCUUGUUGAGCUAUGCAAUGGACCCAGUUGUUCUCUCAGAGGGUGGCAAACCACAUGGAAGGGAAAAUGUUGAAGUGUCUGCUCGCAAGUUGCUUACUGAGCUUGUUGAACUCAGCGAUACACCUCUCGAUCCAGCCCUUCCAACAUCUGUGUUGAAAUCUAUACCGGAAAAACUCCAGAAGGUGAUGAUGGGGCAGGAAAUGAAGAAAGGGGACUGGAUCUGUUCCCAGUGUGAUUUCAUGAACUUCGCAAAGAACGUGAAGUGUUUGCAGUGCGGAGAAGGUGGUCCAAAGAGAGUUGAUCCUGAAGAAGAAAUGAAAAAAGGGGACUGGAUGUGCCCAGAGUGCAAUUUCAUGAACUUCGCUAGGAAUGUGAGGUGUUUGAAGUGCAAAGAAGUGGGUCCCAAAAGGGUGAAUUUUGACAAUGUUGGAAAGAAGAAAGGGGACUGGACCUGUCCCCAUUGCCGGUUCAUGAACUUUGCUCGUAAUACCAAUUGCCUACGCUGCCAAGAAAAGCAGCCGAAGAGACAACUUCUUCCUGGAGAAUGGGAGUGCCCUUCGUGUGACUUUUUAAAUUACAGGAGGAACAUGGUGUGCCUACAGUGUAACCAUAAGCGUCCCGAGGAAAAAGGAGCACAAACUCUGAGUUCCAGGGGAAGAGGUUACAAUGAUGAAUCAAAAUCAGAUGACAAUUUUUCAGAUAUAUUGCCCGUUAGUGAGGAUGAGACUGAAUUCGCUAUCAACAGGAGAAAAACACCUCCUCAGAGGAGAUCUUCAAGAGCGAAGGACUUGGCCUGAACAUGGUCUUGGUAAUUAUCAAAAGAAAGAAAGAUUUUGGUUUUGUUUUAAAAAUGAUUCUGGUUUUGUUUUAAAAAUAAUUUCGAGUUCAAUCAUGCUGGUAACUUAUUCCAUGAAUGUAUGUGCGACUGUAUACGUAACCAUGGUAAGAUCCUUGCAACUUCAUGUAAAAGAGGUCUAGCAAUUCAUUUCUUUUAUUGUUUCUCCAA
This is a messenger RNA of Amborella trichopoda, 1778 nucleotides long. RefSeq lists its product as uncharacterized. Gene Ontology annotation, molecular function: mRNA binding. The record is from RefSeq and is a predicted model, not a curated record. NCBI's taxonomy places the organism in Eukaryota, Viridiplantae, Streptophyta, Magnoliopsida, Amborellales, Amborellaceae. Gene Ontology annotation, cellular component: cytoplasm.